CUGAUCUCUCUCCUUGAGCUGAUGUCCUCAAGGUGGAAAGGUCCAUGCGCAAGAUCUUCCGAGAGCUCGCCACCACCCCAAACUCAUGGCGUGUCCUGCCAAACUCUCAAUAGCGGUCUGGAGGUAAACGUCGACCACAAUCUCACGAGAAAAUGUUCAGUCAGGGAUCAGCAGUCCAGACCGAGUACAGCAGCGACCGAGACGCAAAACUCCCACACCGACCGAACCGACCAUACUCCUCCCUCGACCCUCGUGAUGAUGUCUCCGCCCCUCUAACACUACCAGCGAAUGAGAAACGCCGCCGACAAGUCUCCUGCUGCCAACCUCCAAUCGUCUUCCAACGCUCUCCGCGCCCAGCUACAGAGGAUCAACCUCUGGCGCCUAGAGGCUCGAUUUACCGUCCAACUGCAGAGCGCAGCUGGAGAUCGACUCUCCAAAUACGAAGCCUGGGCGGCUGUGGGCAUCACCCCGACGCUGGCAAGAAGAACGGCAGCAUCCUGUCGAGUGCGAACGCGGUGAGGGUGGAGCACGCGGCAACGUCAAAUAGCCUUCACUCACAUUGA
This is a messenger RNA of Zymoseptoria tritici IPO323, 563 nucleotides long. RefSeq lists its product as uncharacterized. Bases 153 to 563 code for a protein of 136 amino acids. The transcript is spliced from 2 exons. The record is from RefSeq and is a predicted model, not a curated record. Lineage: Eukaryota; Fungi; Ascomycota; Dothideomycetes; Mycosphaerellales; Mycosphaerellaceae.